This is a messenger RNA of Lachnellula hyalina, 1089 nucleotides long. It is a transcript of the gene GNPDA1, whose product is annotated as Glucosamine-6-phosphate isomerase. Lineage: Eukaryota; Fungi; Ascomycota; Leotiomycetes; Helotiales; Lachnaceae. The transcript has 3 exons. The record is from RefSeq and is a predicted model, not a curated record. Bases 1 to 1089 code for a protein of 362 amino acids. Gene Ontology annotation, biological process: D-glucosamine catabolic process; carbohydrate metabolic process; N-acetylneuraminate catabolic process. Gene Ontology annotation, cellular component: cytoplasm. Gene Ontology annotation, molecular function: identical protein binding; glucosamine-6-phosphate deaminase activity.
AUGAGGCUCAUCAUCAGAGACGAUCCGACACAGGCGUCAUCCUAUAUUGCCAAGUAUAUCAUUGACAGAAUUCAAGCCUUCAACCCAACAAAAGAACACCCCUUCGUCCUCGGCCUACCAACCGGCUCCUCUCCCGUGGGAAUUUACAAAAUCCUUGUCCAGAAAUUCAAAGCCGGCGAAAUCUCCUUUGAAAAUGUCGUUACCUUCAACAUGGACGAGUACAUCGGCAUCCCGCGCGAACACCCCGAAAGCUACCACACAUUCAUGUACAAACACUUCUUCUCGCACGUCAACGUUCAUCCCUCCAAUAUCCACAUCCUGAACGGCAAUGCCCCUGAUCUAGAGGCAGAAUGCGUGCAAUACGAAGCCGCCAUCAAAGCAGCCGGUGGCAUUGAUCUAUUCCUUGGUGGUAUCGGUCCAGAUGGCCAUAUUGCAUUCAACGAGCCCGGCUCUUCCCUCGCAUCGCGAACGAGAGUCAAGACGCUGGCGUACGAUACAAUAAUUGCAAACUCGCGGUUCUUCGACAACGAUCUAGAGAAAGUGCCGAAAAUGGCACUUACAGUUGGCGUACAGACUGUGCUAGAGGCGAGGGAAGUCGUGAUUAUCAUCACAGGCGCGCAUAAAUCCCUUGCGCUCAAGAAAUGUAUCGAAGAUGGCGUGAACCACAUGUGGACACUAUCGAGUCUACAACUGCAUCCUCACCCCAUGAUCGUAGUUGACGAAGACGCAACCCUUGAACUACAAGUAAAAACCGUCAAAGUAAUUGCCCCUAUCCCCCACAUAAAAAUAAUCCCCGAGCUAACGCGAAACCAGUAUUUCAAAUCCAUCGAAGCAGUAGCUUCCUCCCAAGGCUUCGAACAAAUCCUCCCCUCGAAAAUCCGCACCGGUCCCCGCACAACCGCGCUCAACUCUACAUAUAGCCCCUCGAAACCACCUACGCCAGCAACUGUUAAGGAUGAACCGAGCAUCCUGUCCCCGCAACCCGUUACCAGUACGUUGCUUGCGGCGCCGGCGACAGAGUAUCCGGUACGUAGCCAUACGCCAGAGUUGGUGCCGGAUCGUAUGGGCAGCCGGAUUGCCGCUUUCUAG